Saccostrea echinata is the source of this 1391-nucleotide messenger RNA. RefSeq lists its product as uncharacterized. The transcript has 6 exons. Lineage: Eukaryota; Metazoa; Mollusca; Bivalvia; Ostreida; Ostreidae. Bases 252 to 1163 code for a protein of 303 amino acids. The record is from RefSeq and is a predicted model, not a curated record.
AAAAUAAUCUAUUGACGCCAGGGAAAUAUGCUACAGCUACAUUCAUUUAAGAUUGUAGACCCUGUUCUUACGGAACCCCAACAGAAAAAGGCCUAAAGAUUGAGAACUGGCGGAUACAGAGGACAAAUUCUUUUCUGAGAGUGUUGGAUUAUCGAGAAUUUGUACGAUAACUUCAUACCAUAUAUCAAAGUUCAAUAUACACUGGAAACGCUAAUAUUGCCAGCAUCAAUUUCUGAACACAUCUGUCUGAUAUGUGGUUUGAAUUCAAAUAUGAUAGGGUAUCAAUGGAGAAGAGGAUAAAGAAAACGUGUGUACAUCCCUCGUCAUGUGUAACUUGCAGUUUAUUUAACUUUACUGAUCCAUUCUUUGCGACUGUUGUUGACAUAAAAGACGAAUGCACAACGAAAUAUCAAUAUAAAACAUUUAAACCCAUAACACAGGUUUAUAUCAAUGGAAAUCUUGAAGAGGAGUUUAAUCAAACUCGCUGUUGUGAAGGUUCUCGGACGCUCUUGUAUAAAAUUGAAAAAGAAAGCACAGAUGCUCUAACGUCAUUUCCUACCUCGUCGUCUGUAGAGACCACUUACUCUUCCUCUGUCUUCUUCACGACCACAACUCAAAACUUAGAUGCUGUUACCAUCGUUAAAGAAAACGCUUCUGCAACUAAAACAACAAUUUUGCCUAGUUUAACUUCAUCACAGUCUAUUGACAUUCCUAUUUUACUCACAGCCGCCAUUGUUGGAGUUGUCUUUCUGUUUGUAGUACUUCUGUGUGUUAUAGUCGUUAAAUGUAAAAGAAAAUCAAAAACCUCCCUUGGAAUGCAAAAUCUUCAACGCCCUGUUGAAAAUGAAAUAUACAGCGAUGGAGUUGCGGAAUAUUCAACAGUGGAAGAGACGGCAACUAUUGUUAAAUCCCUAAUUCACACCAAAACAAGAUCGAGAGGGACGGAAAAUAAACAAGACAAUUAUUUCAUUCUUGAAAAAAUUGAGGCAUCUUCAAAUGCUUGUGAAAAGACUUACAAGACAAAGCACAUUCCUUCCACUGAAGAGGAUAUCUAUAACAAGCUUCACGAAAAAGAAAGACGGUCUACUGAAAUAGAGGAGAGUGUUUAUAGUCACUUCAGCGACUGUAAUGAGAAUGUAUACAGCGAAACAAUUCGACGUUAACUGGAAGAAAGAUGCACACACUUGUCGUAAAUGAAAAGAAACUAUCUUUUAAUGAAAUAUUUUUUUUUUAAAAAGCGGAAAAAUGACGAACUUUAAUACAAUAUUUACUAGAGAUAACAAAUGAAUAUGAAAUGUGAUACAUGGUGUAUCAUAAUUAUGAGCUUUAUAUUCACUUCCUGGUAUUAGUAAAAUAACCAAGAGUGAGAGAAUAAAAUUUUACAUAUUGUA